This is a messenger RNA of Parnassius mnemosyne (clouded apollo), 720 nucleotides long. NCBI's taxonomy places the organism in Eukaryota, Metazoa, Arthropoda, Insecta, Lepidoptera, Papilionidae. The record is from the annotation of a GenBank genome assembly.
AUGGGCCAGUUACCUCCGUCAAGAGUAAGGCCAAGCAGAGCCUUCUCAUGUAGUGGUGUGGAUUAUGCGGGGCCGAUCAACAUAAGCGUUUCAAAAGGCCGAAGUAAUCAAUCAUAUAAAGGCUAUAUAUGUUUAUUCAUUUGUAUGACUACUCGAGCAAUUCAUCUAGAGGUUGUAAGCGACAUGAGCUCUGAAAGUUUUCUAGCAGCAUUUAGGCGAUUCACUGCACGACGAGGUCACUGCAUGGAAUUAUUUAGUGACAAUGGCACUAAUUUUGUUGGUGCAGCUCGGGAACUCAAGCAAUUUUUUAAUGAAGAAAAGUCAAGAAACAGUAAAAUUGGAGAAUGGUUAGAAUCACACGAUACAAAGUGGCAUUUUAACCCACCACAAGCUCCUAACUUCGGAGGUUUAUGGGAAGCUGGCAUAAAAUCAACCAAAUAUCAUUUAAAAAGAGUGAUUGGAAACUCUACAUUAACUUAUGAGGAGAUGUCAACACUCUUAACGCAAAUUGAGGCUUGCCUAAAUUCUAGGCCUAUGACAUCUAUAACAGACGAUAAAGGUGAAUAUUUUGCUUUAACUCCAAGUCAUUUUCUUGUAGGCGAACCAUUAAUUCCGGCACCAGAUCAUCAAUAUGACACUUCUAUUAAUCUGUUACGACGAUGGCACCUUUGCCAGCGCAUGAUACAGGAUUUUUGGAAACAGUGGUCUCAAGAAUAUUGA